AGGUGAGGGACGGGCGGGGCCUGACAGCAGGCCUGGAAGGAACAGGAUGUCUACGCUGGAGAGGGAGGGAGAGGACAGUGCCAAAACCCAGCUCCUGGCCAGUCCCCAGCUCCUCCCUGCCUGGCCCUAUCCCAGGAUCCCCUCCCCAGCCUCCCAGCUAUGAUGUACCCCAGGGCCCAGACUUCAGGCGCCCUCACAAUGCCGGCGGUCAGAGGUCCAGGUCCCUUGUUCUGCCUUGUCCUCCUGCUCCUAGACCCCCACAGGCCUGAGACGGGGCGUCCUCCUCUGCGCAGGUUUGAGUACAAGCUCAGCUUCAAAGGCCCAAGGCUGGCAUUGCCUGGAGCUGGAAUACCCUUCUGGAGCCAUCAUGGAGACGCCAUCCUGGGCCUGGAGGAAGUGCGGCUGACGCCAUCCAUGAGGAACCGGAGUGGCGCCGUGUGGAGCAGGGCCUCUGUCCCCUUCUCUGCCUGGGAAGUAGAGGUGCAGAUGAGGGUGACGGGACUGGGGCGCCGGGGAGCCCAGGGCAUGGCCGUGUGGUACACCCGGGGCAGGGGCCAUGUAGGCUCUGUCCUUGGGGGGCUGGCCUCGUGGGACGGCAUCGGGAUCUUCUUUGACUCUUCGGCAGAGGAUACUCAGAACAGUCCUGCCAUCCGUGUGCUGGCCAGCGAUGGGCACAUCCCCUCUGAGCAGCCUGGGGAUGGAGCCAGCCAAGCGCUGGGCUCCUGUCAUCGGGACUUCCGGAACCAGCCACACCCCUUCAGAGCACAGAUCACCUACUGGGGUCAGAGGCUGCGCGUGUCCUUGAACAGUGGCCUCACUCCCAGUGAUCCAGAUGAGUUCUGCAUGGAUGUGGGGCCCCUGCUUUUGGUCCCUGGAGGUUUCUUUGGGGUCUCAGCAGCCACCGUCACCCUGGCAGACGAUCAUGAUGUCCUGUCCUUCCUGACCUUCAGCCUGAGUGAGCCCAGCCCAGAGGUUCCCCCUCAGCCCUUCCUGGAGAUGGAGCAGCUCCGCCUGGCGAGGCAGCUGGAAGGGCUGCGGGCAAGGCUGGGCUUGGGCACCAGGGAGGAUGUAACUCCAAAGUCAGACUCUGAAGCUCAAGGAGAAGGGGAAAGGCUCUUUGACCUGGAGGAGAUGCUGGGCAGACACAGCCGGAUCCUGCAGGCUCUGUGGGGUCUCUCCGAGCAGCUGGCCCAGGCUGAGAGACAAUGGAAGAAGCAGCUGGGGCCCCCAGGCCAAGCCGGGCCUGAUGGAGGCUGGGCCUUGGACUCUUCCUGCCAGAUUCCAUCCACCCCAGGGAGGGGUGGCCACCUCUCCAUGUCACUCAAUAAGGACUCUGCCAAGGUCGGUGCCCUGCUCCAUGGACAGUGGACUCUGCUCCAGGCCCUGCAAGAGAUGAGGGAUGCAGCUGUCCGCAUGGCUGCAGAAGCCCAGGUCUCCUACCUGCCUGUGGGCACUGAGCAUCAUUUCUUAGAGCUGGGCCACAUCCUGGGCCUCCUGCAGAAGGAGAUUCGGGUCCCGGCAAAGGCAGUGGCCAAGGCCCCCCGCCCACCUGGCCAGCCCCCAAGGGCCUCCUCGUGCCUGCAGCCUGGCAUCUUCCUGUUCUACCUCCUCAUUCAGACUGUAGGCUUCUUUGGCUACGUGCACUUCAGGCAGGAGCUGAACAAGAGCCUUCAGGAGUGUCUCUCCACAGGCAGCCUUCCUCUGUGUCCUGCACCACACACCCAGGGCCCCAGGGCCCCAGGGAUUCUGAGGAGGCAGCCUCUCCCUGCCAGCAUGCCUGCCUGACCCACCUCAGAGCCUGCUUUGCAUCACUGGGAAGCAGGCAGUGUCUUGGGUGGGGGCUUGGUCAGUAUCCUCUCUGUCUGGGUGCCCAGCUCCCACCCACACCUGAGCUUUCGGCAUGCUCCCACCUUAUUAAAGGUAAUUUCCC
This is a messenger RNA of Pongo pygmaeus (Bornean orangutan), 1930 nucleotides long. RefSeq names its product lectin, mannose binding 1 like (gene LMAN1L). The record is from RefSeq and is a predicted model, not a curated record. Lineage: Eukaryota; Metazoa; Chordata; Mammalia; Primates; Hominidae. Gene Ontology annotation, biological process: endoplasmic reticulum to Golgi vesicle-mediated transport. Gene Ontology annotation, molecular function: D-mannose binding. Gene Ontology annotation, cellular component: endoplasmic reticulum-Golgi intermediate compartment; Golgi membrane; endoplasmic reticulum membrane.